This is a messenger RNA of Ustilaginoidea virens, 2394 nucleotides long. RefSeq lists its product as uncharacterized. Gene Ontology annotation, biological process: rescue of stalled cytosolic ribosome; protein ubiquitination. Lineage: Eukaryota; Fungi; Ascomycota; Sordariomycetes; Hypocreales; Clavicipitaceae. The transcript has 2 exons. The record is from RefSeq and is a predicted model, not a curated record. Gene Ontology annotation, molecular function: ribosome binding; ubiquitin protein ligase activity. Bases 1 to 2394 code for a protein of 797 amino acids.
AUGCCUUCUCCGGAAGGGGCAGCCGUUCGUGGAGGCGAGGGAUCGAGCCGUAGUCGUGCACGCGGGCGCGGACGCGGGCGCGGACGCGGACGACGAGGCGGUGCUGGCGGCUCUGGCCAGGAUCGGGACGCGAGCUGCCAGAACCCGUCUCCAAACACGCCCAUACCCGCUGCCGUCCUGAAGCAGCAGUCACAGGCGGCUGCUGCUGCUGCUGCUGCUGCUGCGGCGGCGGCGGCGGCGGCGACGGACAGCGAAGACGCCGAAGUCUGCUUCAUCUGUGCGAAUCCCGUGGCCCAUUACUCGCUCGCUCCGUGUAAUCACGCCACUUGCCACAUUUGCGGACUGCGGAUGAGGGCUCUGUACAAGACAAAGGACUGCGCACAUUGCCGAACACCGGCGCCCUACGUCAUCUUCUCCGACAACGCCGAGAAGCGGUUCGAGGAGUACUCGGCCAGGGACAUCACCACCACCGACUCGGCCAUCGGCAUCAAGUACGCGCACGAGGACAUUGUCGGCGACACGGUCCUGCUGCUACGGUACAACUGCCCCGACCCGUCGUGCGACUUUGCCGGUCUCGGCUGGCCCGACCUCCACCGACACGUCAAGUCUGCGCACCGCAAACGGAUGUGCGACCUCUGCACGCGCAGCAAAAAGGUCUUCACGCACGAGCACGAGCUCUUCUCCGACAGGGAGCUGGAGAAGCACAUGAGGCGCGGCGACGACAAGCCCGGCGCGGCGGACCAGACCGGCUUCAAGGGCCACCCCCUGUGCCGCUUCUGCGGCCAGCGCUUCUACGACGACGACAAGCUGUACGAGCACUGCCGGAUGAAGCACGAGCGGUGCUUCAUCUGCGACCGCCGCGACGCGCGCCAGCCGCACUACUACCAGGACUACAACGCCCUCGAGCAGCACUUCAAAAAGGACCACCACAUGUGCUCCAACAGCGAGUGCCUGGACAAGAAGUUUGUCGUGUUCGAGUCGGAGCUGGAUCUGCAAGCUCACAACCUGAGCGAGCACGCCGGCCGCACCGUGGGCAGGGAUGCCAGGCUGGUCGACAUGUCCCUGUUCGACCUGCGGCAGCCCUACCAGGGCCAAGCGAGGGGCCAGAGAGACGGGGAAGGCGGCCGCGGUAGAGGCGGAGGCAACGGCGGCGGCAGCGGCGGCAGCGGCGGCAGGGGCUGGGGCAGGGACCCUAACGCGGGCGUCGUGCCUCCAGCAGCAGCAGCAGCAGCAGCGCCUGCCCAGCCGCUGCGCAGGGAUGAGCUCGCUCUGCAGCGUCAGCUGGCGAUCCAUUCCGCACAGUCCGUGUCCACCCGAACGUUUGGAGGACAACUCUCGGCCCCCUCGCCGUCCAACGCUCGCCGACCAGCAACUCCGACAGCCGCCGCCGCCGCGCGCAGCGCCGGCAACCAAAGCGGCCUCGUUGACCCGCUGGCGUCCCUCGCCGUCGCAGACACCUCGGCCCUCUCGCCCGAGGAACGAGCGCGGCUUGUGCGGCACAGCUCCGUGGUCGAGCGGGCGGCCAACCUCGUGGGCAACGACGCCAGCAAGGUCGCGGCGUUUCGGCAGCACAUCUCGGCCUACCGCCAGGGCGACCUGACGGCGCCGCAGCUCGUCGACGCCUUCUUUGCGCUCUUUGCCGACGCGUCGUCCAACGCCCUCGGCACCCUGGUGCGCGAGGUGGCCGACCUGUUCGGGGACGGCGCCAAGGCGGACGGCAUGCGCAGAGCCUGGCAGGACUGGCGCGCCAUCAACGAGGACUACCCCAGCCUGCCGGGCCUGGGCGGCAUGCAGGGCGCCACGUCGAGCUCGAGCGGCUGGGCGCACGCCGUGGCGGCAAACCCGGCGCUGCCCAACGCCGCCGCCGCCGCGCCCGCGCAGAAGCACUCCAACCGCGUGCUGAGGCUCAAGAACAGCACCCGCCUCGGCGGCGCCGCUCCCGCCAGCCGCACGGGCUCGCCAGCGGGCCAGCCAGCCGCCUCUGCCGCCUCGUCCUCGUCCUCGUCCUCGUCGUCUGCCUUUCCCGCGCUGGGGCCCGGUCCCUCGGCAGACGCUACGCCGCCGCCGCCGCCGCCGCCGCCGACGUCGUCGUCGUCGCGCUCGACAUGGGCAUCCCCGACCAGCCGGGACGCCGGCGGCCAGGAUGCGUUCCCCGCCCUGCCCGCGGCGCCCAAGCCGACAACCACCAUCUUCGGAUACGGCUCCGGCCGCGCCGUCCGCCGCGACUACGGGCACGCCGAGUCCAGCUUCCAGUGGGGGAGGGGCCGCCCCGCCGCGGGGAACGCCGCCACGGCCACGGCCACGGCCACGGCCACGUCCCAGCAGGACGGGGAGGACGCGCCGAGGGGAAACAAGGGAAGAAAGGGGAAGAAGGUGCUCGUGCAGUGGGGGUAA